UGCAUUGCAGUUCUAAAUAAUGUACUCUCAUAAGUGGCUUUACUGAUUAUAAUGUUAAGCGUAGAAUUUUUAUUACACUUUAAGGAACUUAUUACUGAUAAAAGAAAACUGUUUAUAUAUAGAGUGCAAUCGCGACUGGUGCGAUCAUAUAUCUUUGUCAUAUAACUUUGAACACAUUGUUUUAAAUAAAAUCAACCCAAUAAUUUAUUAAUACAAAGUUGGAAAUAUAAUAAUACAUUGAGAAUCAAAUGGGUGAAGAUAUCUUACUCAAAGAAUGUAAAGUGAAUUCCGGAAAUAAACCUCGAGAAUCUAAAAUGGAUAAUCAGGAAAUAGACUUACAUUUUGUGAAACAAAAACUUGAGACCGUACAAAACUCGAUCUUAAAAGAUGUUGACCAAAAAUUAACAAACGUGAUUGAAGAAAUUCUACAGGAUUUUCGCCAAAAAGAACUUCAAGCUCAUGAGUUUAACAAUUUUGUGAAACGAAGUAACAAUAAUUCGACUUGGAGUAAUAGACUGCCUCAAGAAGAACAACCACAGACUGAAAACAUGGAGAAUAAGAACAAUACGUUACUUAAACCCAAACGACCACUUCCAGAUAAAGUGUUUGUUGUUAGAGAAUCCUACCUUACAGCACUGCUCGAAGUCGACCAUAUGAAAAGUAUCUACAAUAUAUUUUUCAUUAUAUUGACAGUAUUUCUGUUAAACAGUGUAUGUUACGAUUAUUUCGUAUUAGGAAGGGUAAACUUUGGUUUAGGCACUAUUAAAAAAGGAAUGCGAGAUAUUCAUCUGGUAAUGGGAAUAUGGACCCUAAUGCACAUUCCUGUAUUAACAGUUUAUUAUGCCCUAAAAGUUUGGGUAAAUUUUCGUCAAAAAUUCAACAAAAAUAAAUCUCUGCAAUCCCUCUGGAGCUAUACGUUUUUGAUACUGUUCGUCAGUCUUCAAUUAUCUCUCCUAUAUGUUGGGACCACCGCAUGCAUUCGACUGAAUUUGCCUUAUAUACCGGGUGCUGUUAUGCUUCUGGAAACUACUCGGCUGAUGAUGAAAAUUCACGGGUUUGUUCGUACAAAUGCAGGCAAAAUAUUAUCUGUCAAAUAUAAGACUGAUGGGGAAACAAUUAGUAAGGAGGUUAUUAUGCCACCUUUUUCAUGCUACUUGUAUUAUCUCUUCGCACCAACGCUCAUUUACCGGGACUAUUAUCCUCGUACCAAUCGUAUCCGAUGGAUGUUUGCACUUAAUCGUCUUUUAGAAGUAGUUGGCGUGGCUUUCUUUUAUAGCUACAUCUUCGAACGCCACAUUCAUGUUCAUUUCUCUAAUUUCGGAAUCGAAGAAUUGACAAAUGCAAGUCUGAUUGUGAAGCUAUUCGGAAUGAUAAUGCCAGGCUUCUUUAUCUUUCUCGCUGCCUUCUAUAUGGUGUUACACUCGUGGCUUAACUUUACAGCUGAAUUAUUGCGCUUUGGUGACCGGAUGUUCUACAAAGAUUGGUGGACAGCAAGAAACUAUGAAGGAUAUUUUCGAAACUGGAAUGUCGUUGUUCAUGAUUGGUUGUAUGAAUAUAUCUACAAAGAUUUUUAUAACCACAUAUUUAAAGGUUCGAAGCUGGCUUCGUCUUUAGCCGUGUUUUUUGUGUCAGCUUAUAUGCACGAGCAUAUUAUUGGCGUUGCAUUGCAAAUGUUCUAUCCAGUGCUGUUUUGUUCUUUUGGAAUUCUUGGAGUCUUCUUGGUCUUCUUAACUAAAGAUUUUUCUCCAAGAUUCGGAAACAUGUUUUUAUGGUUUACAUUAAUAACUGGAAGUAGUUUUCAAAUAUCAACAUAUUCCAUGGAAUAUUUUGCUAGGCAAAAUUGUCCAGAAAAUUUAACAACAAGUUGGAUUGAAUGGCUUACGCCCGUAUCUUGGGUUUGUAACGGCAUGAAGUAAAGCCUAUAGCUAUAAAUGUAACCUAAUAUUAGAAUAUGAUGCCAUAUGUACAUAUUGAUAUUAUUUUAAAGUGUAAAAGUAAAUAAUUGUAAUGAUAAGUAUAUUUUGAUUUACAUUUUUGUACAUACUAUUUAAUAUAUGUAAUCUAACUAAAUUUUCAAAAA
Messenger RNA from Eupeodes corollae, 2080 nucleotides. Its product is annotated as sterol O-acyltransferase 1. Gene Ontology annotation, cellular component: endoplasmic reticulum membrane. The record is from RefSeq and is a predicted model, not a curated record. The transcript has 5 exons. The coding region runs from base 249 to 1916 and encodes 555 amino acids. Gene Ontology annotation, biological process: cholesterol metabolic process. NCBI's taxonomy places the organism in Eukaryota, Metazoa, Arthropoda, Insecta, Diptera, Syrphidae.